Molecule: messenger RNA, 5400 nt
Organism: Gadus morhua (Atlantic cod)
Lineage: Eukaryota; Metazoa; Chordata; Actinopteri; Gadiformes; Gadidae
Gene: bag5
Product: BCL2 associated athanogene 5
Exons: 3
Coding region: 234-1811 (525 amino acids)
Biological process (GO): protein stabilization; regulation of inclusion body assembly; negative regulation of protein ubiquitination
Cellular component (GO): cytoplasm; membrane; cytosol
Molecular function (GO): adenyl-nucleotide exchange factor activity; protein-folding chaperone binding
Source: RefSeq, a predicted model, not a curated record
UAACAGUAUAUAUCAUGUUGGUGUUUGAAGAAGCACUAUAUAGAUUGUGUAAGACAAGUGAGUAGUGUAGUCGGGAUCGCGAUUCAGUGGGAGGGGCGACGCGCACCGCAGUGUUCCGCACGGCGCGGCGAGGCGCACCGGAGAAGAUAUCAAACCCGCCCGAACCGUCUCUGUGGAUCGGACCGACACACACCCGGGUCGCCUUUAGCGGAUGGAAACAGACAUCCUCCAACAUGUGCGCGAAUGUGUUUGGAGUGCUGAAAAGCCUGUUCGGGAAGCCCUUUGAUGGAGGCAAGAGGAUGGACCACGGCGGGUCCCAGGGCCAACCGGCCCCGCAGCCGCAGCCGCACCCCUCCCAGGGCCCCUUCCCCCAGUACUCCCAGUACCCCCAGUACGCCCAGUACCCCCAGUACCACCAGUACCACCAGUACUACCAGUACCCCCCGCCGCCGCAGCAGCAGCCGCAGCCGUACCAGCCGCAGCACCCCACCAUGACGCGGCUGUACGAGGUGCAGCGCGAGGUGGCCUCGCUGGGGCCCCAGGUGUGCACCUUCAGCGGCCUGCAGGACGAGCGCGAGUACAAGCGGCUGGAGCGCGAGCUGGCGCGCCUGCAGACGGACGUGGACGGGCUGGACACGGAGGGCCGCGGCGAGCUGCAGGCGGCGCGCAAGCGGGCGGCGCAGGAGCUGGAGGGCCUCCUGCGCUACCUGGAGGAGAACGCCCGCCACCCGUCCCGCCUGGCCAUCGAGGAGCUGAGCCGGGAGGCGCGGCGGCUGGUGGACGAGGGCGUGGUGGCGCCGCAGCGGGCGGGCGGCGCGCCCGAGAUCGGCGACGAGCUGGUGGACGCGCUGCAGGCGGUGGUGCUGCGGCUGACGCAGGUGAAGACGGAGGGGCGCGUGCCGCUGCGCAAGGCGCGCUACCGCGCCCUGACGCGGCUGUGCGCCGUGCAGGCGGUGGUGGAGGGGCGCACGCGGCAGCAGACGCUGUCGCUGCCGCUGUCGGGCGACACGCACGCCUCGGUGCACCGCGUGAACCAGGCCAUGGUGGAGGUGAGCGUGGCCCGCAGCCAGCUGGUGGCGCUGCUGAUGGGGCUGAGCGGGCGCGACAGCUGCGCCCACCUCUCCCGCGUGCUGACGGAGCUGCUGGUGGAGCUGGACGCCCUGGACGUGUCGGGCAACGCGGCGGUCAGGAACUACCGCAAGCAGGUGGUGGAGGAGAUCAACGGGCUGCUGAAGCACCUGGACCUGGAGGUGGAGGGCGACGACACGCGCAGGUAUGACCUGGCGCAGAACGACUCCAUCCGGGAGAUCGAGGCGGUGCGCGGCCACGUGUCCCACCUGCGGGGCGAGGUGCUGCGCUACGCCGGCUCCCGGGACGAGAUCCGGCCCAAGGCGGAGCUGCAGAGCCUGCUCACCCACCUGGACCAGGUGGACACGGCGAAGAACCCCUGCAUCCGCGAGGCGCGCCGCCGCGCGGUGCUGGAGGUACAGGCGCUGGUCACCUUCCUGGACCUCCGCGAGGCCCUGGCGCGCCGGCAGACGGGCCCCGGGGAGCCCCCCGCGCACCGGGCCGUGUGGCUCGUGCUGGGCAGCCUGUCGGAGCUCCAGGCCCAGGUGCUGGGCUUCGGGGGCAAGCGCGCCGACAAGAGCUACAUCCUGCUGGAGGAGCUGCUCACCAAGCAGCUGCUGGCCCUGGACGCCGUGGACCCCCAGGGGGACGAGAGCACCAAGGCCGCCCGCAAGCAGGCCGUCAAGUUCGCCCAGAACAUUCUGGGCUACCUGGACCUGAAGACGGACGAGUGGGAGUACUGAGCGUCUCCCCCCGGGCGUCUCCAGGGCAGGGGGAAGCUCGGAGCAGGAAAAACGGGAACGCUUUGUAAAUAAACGGCUCCGUCCGGCGGUCCGCCGUGUGUAAAUACGGACUCCGACUCCCAGAAUACACUGCGGCGGCGUGUCGUGUUCCCUUGUUGACGGUGUCGCCGUGGCGAGAAGCCACGGGCAAGAACAACACAUUUUGUGAGAUACACGUGAAAAAACGUAUUCCAGUGACACUUUUGCUUUUUGAAGGUUUACAGAGUUUUUUCUAAAGAAUAUCCUGUAUGUGGUCGUAUGCAAGUUGUCCCGUUAUGUGUCCUCGUGUUUGUCGUCUAUUCGCCGGCUGCAAAAGCGCUAAAAGAAUAACAUCCGUCUCCGUCGCUGCAGGCGUCAGCGAGCCGCACGACCGCGCCCACGUUAACCCUCGCUCGCGACCCUCUACCGUGGUCCGACGGUAACUCGCACAGAGAACCCCCCGGGGCGGUGACGGCGGGAUCAUUGAUGGAGCGCUAUAUAGGUUCGGACGCCGGUGGACGUGGCGGCCACGAAACGUUCACCUUGACCCGCUCUAAAACCAAAAGAUUGGUUUUAUUUAAAGUGUGAUACGAAGGGUGCCGGCGUACGCACAACUUGGCAAGGAAGUCGACCUCAGACUGAUUCCACCUCCGGAGGCGGCUCCACAAACACAGAGGCGCUGCCAGGACUGACACCGCGGGGGGCAACGCUAGGCUCACACUUGGACGGCCCCGGGGUGUUCAUUCGGAAGCAGGAUAUUAAAAGCGCCCCUAUUUAGAGAUCAGCCCAUUAGAGACACACUACGGUCACAAUGGGGAGUGUCUACCCAUAUGUGUGAUGGGUAGUUCGGCCUACCAGUUAGUGCAGUGCAGCAGGUAGGCUGGCAGUUUAUCAGUAGACCAGAGACUACCAGUUGGUACAGUCCACUGGUUACUGGUAGGUUAGUCCACUGGUUAUUGGUAGGUUAACACUAGACCAGAGACUACCAGUUGGUACAGUCCACUGGUAGGUUAUCAGUAGACCAGAGACUACCAGUUGGUACAGUCCAGCUGGUUACUGUUAGGUUAUCAGUAGACCAGAGACUACCAGUUGGUACAGUCCACUUGGUUACUGGUAGGUUAUCAGUAGACCAGAGACUACCAGCUGGUACCGUCCACUGGCUAGGCGAGUCUAUCUACACUAGGCUCCAUGCGAGUCGACGCACGCUUGGAUCUGUUACAUUCGAGGCCAAAGUCUUUAAAGACACUAAUUACAGCGAGAGCAGUUGUUGUUUUUACAGCACUGACGCUAGGUCACUCUACCAGCAUGCUAGCAUGAUUAGCUGGUGUGUGUGUGUGUGUGUGUGUGUGUGUGUGUGUGUGUGUGUGUGUGUGUGUGUGUGUGUGUGUGUGUGUGUGUGUGUCUUGAGAUACCAGCGCUGGCCUCCCGGUUAUUCUGUCACCGAGCAACCCUCAAACCUGAUUAAAGAAACCCUACGACCCCACCUGGUGUGGUGUUCACGUGCCCCCGACAGUGGCAACCCAAGUGGGAGUGUAGAUCCCCAUACCAGCCCACCAUACCACCUGUGUAUCCACUGGUGGGUUUAUCCAUCCAUCAUACUGGCUGGACACGCCCCCUUGUGAGGUCACUAAUGGGCGGGUUUUGAAAUGGCUUGUCAUGGCUGAUCAACGUCACACGCACUCGAACAGCAAAACACCAUUUCCUCUUCCUACAGUCGUGACUGUGUGUGCACUGGCCUGUCGUCGGACUAGGGCGGGGUCCAGACAGAAAGCUCCUCAAGGGGGGGGGGGGGGGGGGGUGACUGACCAGCGCUAGGGGGGGAGUAAGGUCAGGAGGACCUGGACUGGUAUGACGGCUGAAAGCAACACAGGACCUGACAGUUCGGUGGAUAGCCCUAGCUGAACAUAUUUAGCGGGCUGGCUGGUAGUUGCUAGCUGACCGUUGCUAGGUACAGUUGCUGGCUAGCCGGUAGUUGCUAGCUGACCUGAGCUGGCGACCGUUGCUAGGUGUAAUGGCUGGCUAGCUGGCAGUAGCUAGCUUCCAGGCGCCAGCGGUGAUGUGAUUACAGUUGACAGCGUUGGAGUCUCCGCUGGACUGCGGAGGAGGGAGGAGGAGUAUAGAAUCUCUGUGCCUUUAUUUAUAACCUCCCCUUUUGUCUGUUGAACAAAGACUCCACAACCACGCUUUCAAUGUCUUAAUGCACAAAACGUAGGAGAAUAGGACUGAAUGUUGGUAGUUAAUAUAUGUAUCCCAAAUAAAUAAAUUUGCACUAGUCACUAAGGUUGUUUUUUUUAUAAUUAGAAAAUGUUUGACCAGUAGGUUUAAAAUCCCUUCUUCUUCUUCUACCGUUCCAUGUUUUCCAAAUCAUACUUAAACUUAAUUCAACCAAUCAAAUACUUGGCGAUGGUUUCGUAAGUGAAAGUCCCGGGCCCGGACUGGAUUAUUGCGUGGAUUAGAGUCAGUGGGCCCGGUAAAACCCAGAUGGAAAAUAUGAGCUAGCCAAUCAGAGCGGUUUUACAAGUCAUGACUAAGCAAGGCAUGGGGAACUUCCUGAUCCAAAGUUAAAGUCCGCUCCAGGGUUUAUAUAAGGACGGUGGGCUGGGUGAAGGGUCAUCCUACUCUAGGAGGCCUACAGGUUAGGCUGAAGGUGUUGGGGAUCGAACCCAGUACCGAUUGGCUGAGGCAUGACGUCAUAUAUCAACAUCCAAUGGCUCCAGAGCAGAAAACCUGGACUGACCUUCUGAAAUGGCACAGUCCGUCACCAAUCUAAGAAAUCCGACCUGAAAUUAGAAGCGCCGGUCAAACCCAGGGGAGGGGCCUAACUGGAUGAAGGGAGGGGCCUAGUUGAGGGGGAGGGGCUAUCUGGGGAGCAGGUCACAUGAUGAGAUAUAGACAUUCAGACCAACCCAGUGUAGGAAACAUAAUAUGUACAUCUUCUAUUCCGUCCCAAAGACAUCAGUAUUUAUCUCGUUAGUGCUGCUGUAGGAGGAGGUGAGACUAGGUGUGUGUGUCACGUGACGUGUUGUUAAGGUGUGUGUGCUCGCGCGAUGGUUGUUUCGUCCUAGAGCCCCUGCGGCCGCCUUGGUUCUAGACGCCCGCUCUGAUUGUGUUGAGUUCCCCGUCGAGCAGAACCAGGACUGCCGCAAGGUGAAUAAGGCAAAUUGGUAAUAAAGUACAGACUUUGAGCGCUUAUGCUACGCAGUGGAUAUAUUUUACAAUAAUUUAAUCACAUCAAGUUUUGAAUUAUGCAUAAUCGGAUCACGUGUGUUCUAUGGAUUGUUUUUAAAAAGCAAAAUGCAAGCAAUGCAUCGCGCUCAAGUUCCAUAAAGAUUAAUAGCUUUAACGCCCCGUAGCAGUGUUCUCUCCUGGAGCUAAUUAAAUAUGAUGCAAGUUUAAUUUUGCUUCUUUUAAUAAUUGAUACUGAUCAAAGAAAUUUAAUUCUGCACUCCCCGGCCCGCCUUUGAACGAACUAAACGCUUGCAGAAGAGUAAGGUCUCCCCUUGAAUGUAGUUUUUGCAGAAUGUCAUGUUUAUGUAUUUCCAACGACCAGAUAAAAAUUAAUUUAAGCACA